Molecule: messenger RNA, 3374 nt
Organism: Pecten maximus
Lineage: Eukaryota; Metazoa; Mollusca; Bivalvia; Pectinida; Pectinidae
Product: putative sodium-dependent excitatory amino acid transporter glt-6
Exons: 11
Coding region: 57-1490 (477 amino acids)
Biological process (GO): L-glutamate transmembrane transport
Cellular component (GO): plasma membrane
Molecular function (GO): L-glutamate transmembrane transporter activity; neutral L-amino acid transmembrane transporter activity; glutamate:sodium symporter activity
Source: RefSeq, a predicted model, not a curated record
UCCUUAGCAUUCUGCUAUCGGCAUAUAUAUAGAGAGAAUAUGCGUUAAGUUACACGAUGGACAACCGAGAGAAAGGCCGUUCCCGAUGUGGGAUGAUAUUGAGGGCUAAUGGCCUUGUGAUACUAACCCUGAUCGGGGUCACCGUUGGAAUGUCGAUUGGAUUCGGUACAAGACACUAUCAAUUUACCGACUCAGCUGUUAUGUGGAUAGGCAUGGUUGGUGAACUCUACCUACGUAUUCUGAAGAUGAUGAUAGUUCCGCUUAUUAUAACAGCUAUUAUUUCUGUAACAUCCUCGAUGGACCCCAAAUCUAACGGUCGGAUCAGUGCUGUAUGCGUUGUGUACACCCUCAUUAGUAAUUUCAUACCCACUGUCCUUGGCUGUGUAUUCGGUAUAGUAAUAGGACCAGGCUAUGCAGUCAAGGGAAGAUCCAUAGAAGUGGAACAUCUAUCCAAUCUCACUUCCUCCAUGGACACUAGUGAUAUUUUGGCCGACCUGUUACGGAAUUUCUUUCCAGACAAUCUCAUUGAGGCCACGUUUCUACAGACGCAGACAACUUACAGUGUAGAGAUAUCUGUUCAAUCACAGAUAACAGUUAACCGAACUUCUCUUAAUGACACAAGGAUACGACGCCUGACAACGGUCAGAAGUCCAAAUAUCUUAGGAUUGGUGGUGGUAUGCACUUUGUUUGGGAUAGCUUCUGGCGUCCUUCGUGACGUCGGUAAACCCUUCAAAGCUUUCGUUGAUGCUGCAAGUGAAAUCAUAAUGCAGGUUCUGAGAUGGAUCAUGUGGUUGACGCCCAUUGGAGUGGCAAGUCUAAUCGCUAAGACCAUAUGCGCUGCUGACAACAUAUCAGAAGACUUCCAGAAGUUAGGCAUGUUCAUCUUAGCGGCUACAACAGGAAUGACUGUAUGUGGUCUGAUAAUACCCAUCAGCUACCUCCUUUUACGGAGGGCAAAUCCGUUUACCUUUCUGUUGUCUCUUUCCCAGCCGAUCCUGAUGGCAUUUGCAACAGCAAAUUCACCGAUCACUAUGCCUGCUGUGAUGACUAUUCUAGAGACCGAACAUGCUGUAGACAAGAGGGUAUCACGAUUUGUUAUGCCAUUUGUAAUGACGCUAAGCCGAUCGGGCACUGCCUUCUACAUCGCCGUGUCGUCCAUCUUUGUCUGCCAGAUGCUAGGGACCACUCUUAACGCACCUACGGUCAUGCUCAUAUGUCUUUUAACAACAAUAACAUCUACUGGAAUGCCUCCCGUUCCCUCCUCUGCACUGAUGGGGGUAAUCAUUGUUGUGGCAGCUCUCAAUAUACCGACCGAGGCAGUCACUCUGCUUUACACAUUCGACUGGCUUUUAGACCGUAUACGAACCAUCGUGAAUUUGAUGUUCCAAGCAUUUGCAGCAAUACUGACACAGGAUCUAUGUGGGAAAUAUCUGCCGUCUCUUCCUGGUGAUAAUGAUGUGUUUCGAAAGUUUGACAAAGACAUUCCCUAAUAUCAAUCAGUCUAUCGAAAUACAUAUUGAUGACAAUAAAUUACGGGAAUCCGUGGAUAGUUUAUCUGAUUUUGCCGAUGUUUGAUGGUUAUAAAUCACGAGAAUCCGUGGAUAGUUUCUCUGAUAUUGCCCACAUUUGAUGAUUAUAAAUCACGGGAAUCCGUGGAUAGUUUUAUCUGAUAUUGCUCGAUAGUUUGAUGAUUAUAAAUCACGAGAAUCCGUAGAUAGUUUAUCUGAUAUUGCCAACAUUUGUUGAUUAUAAAUCACGAGAAUCCGUGGAUAGUUUAUCUGAUAUUGCCGAUGUUUGAUGAUUAUAAAUCACGAGAAUCCGUAGAUAGUUUAUCUGAUAUUGCCGUUGUUUGAUGGUUAUAAAUCACGAGAAUCCGUGGAUAGUUUCUCUGAUAUUGCCCACAUUUGAUGAUUAUAAAUUACGGGAAUCCGUGGAAAGUUUCUCUGAUAUUGCCUACAUUUGAUGAUUAUAAAUCACGGCAAUCCGUGGUUUCUCUGAUAUUGCCCACAUUUGAUGAUUAUAAACCAUGGCAAUCCGUGGUUUCUCUGAUAUGGCCCAUAUUUGAUGAUCAUAUAUUACGGGAAUCAAUAGACAGUUUUUUUUCUGGAUCAACCAUGACAAUACUUACAGGGUUUUUUUAAUUAAAACAUUUUGUUUCAUUUAUAAAUGCAAUGUUUGUUUUUACAGAAAAAUGAUGUAGUUUUAUAAAUAUUAUCGCCAAUCAAAAUUAGAAGAUUGUUAUCGUUAUACCUCAGAAUGUUCUUCAGGGAUCUUUCUCAAAAUUCACAUUUAUUUUGAGACUGAAAAACAGGAUGGCCGUUAGCCGGCUUUUUUAUAUUUUAAGUUUGUAAUCGCCGUUUCUUAUGGAUCUUCAAUUGUAUAUGUAAGUUCCUCUUGUGUUAUUUGAAGAUACAUUAUGUAUCACAUUUAUUUCUCGUUGAGUUCUUGAUUGAUCUUUGUCAAAUUUCGUAUGAAGGUUCAUUUUGUUUUCAACUGAUUAAAAGGAGGAAGAGAAAGGUAGAGAAAAGAUCACUCUUUCAUAGAUCCAAUAAAGGUCAUUCCAUGGUGGGAUCCAAGAUCCCGUUGGAAUUUCUUACUUUUACCUUGAAUUUAUGAAUAAAACAUUGCUCAUUGAUUGCAUCAAAAUACUCCGAUCCGUCUGACAGAAUUCGAAACAAUGUAUAAUAUCAAUUUAUAAUUUAUUUUGAAAGCACAUAUAAAAAAGCAGAUAAUUUGCAUCCCAAAUAAUAUGUCAUUUUUUUUCAAAAAAGAUAAACAGCAUUUAUCUAACAAACAUUUUGUAUCAAGGUAGGUUUAUUUUAUGCUUAUUGACAUUGUUUGAAGCUCUGAAGACUGCACGAACGGGUUUAUAUAUAUAUAUAUACAUACAUAUGUAGUUUUAUAAAUAUUGAUAUAUUGUUUUUACAUACAUUGAUUUUUGUGAAGAUCCUGUUUGGGUUGUCUAAAUGGUGAUGACAUCGUAUAACCCAUAGAAAACCCAUCGUUCUUGUUUCAUUAAGGGUCCUUGACUUAGAGACAUUUCUUAAUUGAGAAUAUUCCAUUGCAUAAACCUAAAACAUUUUAGAGGGAAAAUGUUCGUUUCAUGUCCGAUUUAGGAUAUUCAUAUGUCUGUAUGUAUGUAUGGAUGGACGGAUGGAUGUGGAUGGAUGCAUGUAUUGGAUGGAUGGAUGGAUGGAUGGAUGGAUGGAUGGAUGGAUGGAUGGAUGGGCGAAUGGGGACGUUUUGUUAUACAAUGUAAAGCAUAACGUUAUGAAUGUGAAUUUUAUAAAUACAAAUUUUAAAUAAGAACAUACACUGUUGCUUUUUAUUUUAAGUUGUAAAGUUAAUUUCACAGAUAUUUGAAUGAAUUAUAU